AUGUUCUACACAGCACAUGGUGAUGAAGAUGAUGGUGGUGUUGAUUAUGAUGAUGAGGAUGAUUAUGAAGAUGAUGAUUGCGAUCACGAUGAUUAUGAAUGUGAUGAUGAUGGCGGUGUUGAAGAUUAUGAUGAUGAGGAUGAUGAUGAUAAUUAUAAUGAUGAUGAUGAUGAUUAUAAUGGUGUUGAACAUUAUGGGGAUGAUGAUUAUGAAUGUGAUGAUGGUGAUUAUAAUGGUGUUGACGAAGAUUAUGAUGAUGAUUACGCUGAUUAUGAAUGUGAUGAUGAAGAUGAUGGUAGUGUUGAUGAAGAUUAUGAAUGUGAUCAUGAUGAAGAUUAUGAUGAUGAUGAUGAUUAUAAUGAUUAUGAUGAGGAUGAUUAUGAAGAUGAUGAAGAUUAUAAUGGUGUUGUGGAUUAUGAAGAUGCUGACAAUAAUGCUGCUGCUGCUGAUGAUGAAGAUGAUGAUGAAGAUUAUGAAGAUGCUGACAAUAAUGCUGCUGCUGAUGAUGAUGAAGAUGAUGAUGAAGAUUAUGAAGAUACUGACAAUAAUGCUGCUGCUGAUGAUGAUGAAGAUGAUGAUGAAGAUUAUGAAGAUACUGACAAUAAUGCUGCUGCUGCUGAUGAUGAUGAUGAUGAUGAUGAUGAUGCUGAUGGUGAUGAAGAUUAUGAGGAUGCUGCUGCUGCUGAUGAUGAAGAUGAUGAUGAUACUGAAGAUUAUGAGAAUGAUGAUUAUGAUGCUGAUGAUUAUUAUCAUAGCGGUGAUGAUGAUAACGAAGAUGAUGCUGUUGAUUAUGAUGAUGAAGAUUAUGAGGAUGAUGGUGGUGGUGAUGAAGAUUAUAAUAAAGAUGAUGAUGAUUAUGAAGAUAUUGAUGAUAGUGCUGCUGAUGAUCAAGAUGAUGAUCAUGAAGAUGAAGAUGAUGAUAAUGAAAAUUAUGAUGAUGCUGAUGACUAUAAUGAAGGUGAUUAUUCUAAUGAUGAUGAUGAUGAUGAUGAUAUUGAAGAUUAUGGUUAUGAUAAUGAUGAUGCUGAUGAUUAUUAUGAAGGUUAUGAUGAUUAUGGUGAUGAUGGUGAUCCUAAUGAUGAAAAUGCUGAUGAUAAUGUAGAGUAGCGCUCCAGCAUGAGUGAUGUGCUGUGAUGUGUAAACAAAUAACACCCCUGCUCAGGGUCUCUGCUGUUGUCUGCUUUGAUGAAGAUGAAGAAGAUGAUGAUGAUGAUGAAGAUCCUGAUGAUAAUGAUGGUGAUGAUGUCAUCACUGGUCUCCUUAGCGCUCCAGUAUGAGUGAUGUGCUGUGAUGUGUAUAGGGAUGUGUGGCUCAGGGUCUCUGCUGUUGUCUGCUCUGCUCUGCAUAACUCAGUCCGCCGCCGCAGCUGCGCUCCGCUCCUGACACCGCUCGCCUCUAAUCUCCUCUGACGGCCCGGCACUGAAACACUGAAGAUGUCCGAGUCUGUUCUACUUGUCAGAUCAGCUUUCUGGUGGGAAAACCUGCUCAUGCAUCAGCACAAAUCAACACACUUAGAGCACAGAAAUCACCUCAAAACAUGCAGCAUGUAAGCACUUCUGUCUGUGCGAGAUGUACUGUGGUGUUAUGAGUCCUUUAAUGCAUACAGUGUGCGUUAUAUGAGUUCAUGAGCUGCUCGUGUUUUCUGUGGUGUGACCUUCUGUGAUGUUCUGCUGAAGGUCAGAUGUCAGUGAAGUGUCUGACCUCAGUGACCUCCGGAGCAGCAUCACAACAGUAUCAACUGAACUACAUUCAUGCGCUGAUCAUUUCAUUAUUAUUGUCCACGUGAACCAGAAGUUGCUGAGAUUCUUAUAUCAGUAUGUCAAUGUACUUCCAACUGAAGCUAAAUAUUGAGUAGGGCACAAUGAUUUCCUUUUGCAUAUCAUUCACUUGCAAACUUGCAGUAAGAAGAGCAUGGUUAAGAAUAUUGUGGCUGAAGUGUCAAACUGACGUCACCAGAGAAGUUGUGACGUCACUCCAAAUGCAGAAGUAGAUGCUCAGACUUUGAUUGUAGAUUACCAAAACAAACAUUUUUAGUUGAUGAACUUGCAUGGAUUAAUUGUUCACCUAAAGAAUAACAACAUGCACCAGCAAAAUGAACAUACAUUUUGAUUUCACAUUAGCUUUAACUAAAAUCUCUCUAUAUAUCUAAGGAGUCAUACCUAAGGAGUGGUUUCUAAGGAGUCAUACCUCUGUGCUUGUAGUGCGCUCCUGAAAAAACUUUACCCUAUCUAUACACCUCCAAGCAAAAGAGAGUUGGCAAACCCCUUUAUCUUGCCCUUUGGGGAAGUCUCUUCAUCUUACCUGAGCUUUCCCUUACCUUUCACAUUCCCCUUCCUAGUUGCAUUCUCAUCCACAUCCCAUUCACCUUCAUCUUCCCCUUUCCGCUUUCCCUUCACCUUCAUUUUCACCUUCCCCUUCUCUUCAUCUUUACCUUCACCUUUAUCUUCACUUUUCCUUCCCCUUCAUCCUCUUAACCUUGCCUUUUACCUUCAUCUUUAUCUUCCUCUAUCUUCCCUUCCCCAUCAUCUUUACCUUGACCUCCAUCUUCACCUUGACCUUCCCAUUCAUUGUCACCUUUACCUUCCACUUCACCUUCACCUUCAUCUUCCCCUUCAUUUUCACCUUUCCCUUUAUCUUCCCCACCUCAUUAACCUUCCAUUUUCCCCUUCCCUUUACCUUCUCUUCGUCCUCAUCUACCCCUUGAGCUACCUGUCACCUUCACCUUCUUCUUUAUCUUAAACUUCUCCUUUACAUUCAUCUUCCCCCUUACCUUCCUUUCACAUCCCUCUUAACUUCCCCUUCAUCUUCUCCUUUCCCUUUACCUCUCUUCUGCUUCCCCUUCCAUUCCUUCUUCCUUUCACCUUCUCUUUCAUCCUUUUAUCAUCCCCUUUAACUUUAUCUUCACCUUCAUUUACCCUUCAUCUUCCUCUUCCCCUUCUCUUAAACCUUCCCCUUCGUCCUUCUCUUGACCUUGACCUUCCCCUUCUGUCUCCCUUUAAUUUUCCUCUUCAUCUUCAGCUUCUUCUUCCGCUUCACCUUCAUCUUCAUUUUUCCCUUGACCUCCACCUUUCCCUUGACCUUCCCUAUUCCGCUUCUCCUUCAUUUUUAUCUUCAUCUUUCCCUUGACCAAAAUCUUCCCCUUGACCUUCCCCUUCCAUGUCCCCUUGACCUUCCGCUUCACUUUCAUCUUCAUCUUUUCCUUGACCUCCACCUUCCCCUUGACCUUCCGCUUCCCCUUCAUCUUUCCCUUGACCUCCACCUUACCCUUGACCUUCCUCUUCACUUUCAACUUUAUCUUUCCCUUGACCUCCACCUUCCCCUUGACCUUGACCUUCCGCUUCCCCUUCACUUUCAUCUUCAUCUUUCCCUUGACCUCCACCUUCCCCUUGACCUUCCCCUUCCGCUUCCCCUUCACUUUCAACUUCAUCUUUCCCUUGACCUCUACUUUACCCUUGACCUUCCGCUUCCCCUUCCCCUUCACUUUCAUCUUCAUCUUUCCCUUGACCUCCACCUUACCCUUGACCUUCACCUUCCCCUUCACUUUCAUCUUUCCCUUGACCUCCACCUUCCCCUUCACUUUCAUCUUCAUCUUUCCCUUGACCUCCACCUUCCCCUUGACCUUCACCUUCCCCUUCACUUUCAUCAUCAUCUUUCCCUUGACCUCCACCUUCCCCUUGACCUUCCCCUUCACUUUCAUCUUUUCCUUGACCUCCACCUUCCCCUUGACCUUCCCCUUCACUUUCAUCUUCAUCUUUCCCUUGACCUCCACCUUCCCCUUGACCUUCCCCUUCACUUUCAUCUUCAUCUUUCCCUUGACCUCCACCUUUCCCUUGACCUUCCGCUUCCCCUUGACCUUCCCCUUCACUUUCAUCUUUUCCUUAACCUCCACCUUCCCCUUGACCUUCCCCUUCACUUUCAUCUUCCCCUUGACCUCCACCUUCCCCUUGACCAUCCCCUUCCGCUUCUCCUUAACUUUCAUCUUCUUCUUUUUCUUGACCUCUACCUUCCCCUUCCGCUUCCCCUUCACUUUCAUCUUCAUCUUUCCGUUGACUUCCACCUUCCCCUUGACCGUCCGCUUUCCCUUCACCUUCCCCUUCACUUCCAUCUUCAUCUACCCCUUGACCUCCACCUUCCCCUUGACCUUCCGCUUCCCCUUCACCUUCCCCUUCACUUUCAUCUACAACUUUCCCUUGACCUUCAUCUCCACCUUCCCCUUGACCUUCCUCUUCCGAUUCCCCUUCACUUUCAUCUAGAUCUUUCUCUUGACCUUCAUCUCCACCUUCCCCUUGACCUUCCUCUUCUGCUUCACUUUCUUCUUUACCUUACCCUUCCUUUUCCCCUUCAUCUUUCCCUUGACCUCCACCUUCCCCUUGACCUUCCCCUUGACCUUCCGCUUCCCCUUCACUUCCAUCUUCAUCUACCCCUUGACCUCCACUUUCCCCUUGACCUUCCGCUUCCCCUUCACCAUCCCCUUCACUUUCAUCUUCCCAUUCACUUUCCCCUUCUCCUUGAUCUUCACCUUCCACUUCCCCUUGACCUUCCCCUUCAUCUUUCCCUUUACCUUCCCUUCAUCUACUUCCUUACCUUCACUUCCCCUUCAUCUUUCCCCUUUACCUUCCCGUCAUCUCCCAUUUAACUUUACUUCCCCUUCAUCUUUCCCUUUUACCUUCCCCUUCAUCUACUUUCUUGUCUUCACUUCCCCUUCAUCUUUCUCCUUUACCAUCCUCUUGAACUUCUCCUUCAUUCUUACCUUCCCUUUCCCUUCAUUUUCCCCUUCACCUUCAUCCUCCACUUCCCUUUCCCCUUCCCCUUCAUCUUUCAUUUUGAUUUCAUAAGAUGAAACGACGCAGGGGAAAAGUAUUGAACACAUGAAGAAAGGAAGGUAUAGAAAGGCAGUGAAAGCCCAGACAGCAGCUGAAAUCUCUCAGUAGUUCUUCAGGAGUGGACAUUUCAGCAAGAUAACGAUCCAAGGAACACAGCCAAGGAAACUCUCAGAUGCUUUCAGAGAAAGAAAAUCAAGCUGUAGAAUGGCCUAGCCAAUCACCUGACCUAAUCCAAUAGAGAAUACAGAAUAAAGCUCAGAUUUGAUAGACGAGACCCACAGAAUCAUCAAGAUUUCGACACUCUGUUGAAGUCUGUGAGAAACUCACACCUGAGCAAUGCAUAAGGCUUCAUUCUCCAAAUGAGAGGCGUCUUUAAUAUAACCUUUUAUAUAAAGUAUUAAAUAUACUUGUAGUUCAGGGCUUUCUCCUUCUGUCAUUUCAUUCUUAUUACACACAACUCAUUAAUCUGAUCUUUUUUGUUUUGUUUUAUCUUUGUUUGCAUUGUUUGGGUUUUUAUCCAAAUCUGCUUCAACUCCACGCCAAUAGAAAUUAGAAACUGUAGGUGUUUUCUUCCCAGGGUUCUCCACAUGUGCUGAUGUGUUAUAUGACACACACACACAGACCACUGUCUGUAAUCUAAUGAUUAAAGAAAUGAAGAUGAUCUGCUCUUAAAUCAGACAAAAUCUCUUCACCAUAUAUAUAUGAUACUCUAAGCUGUCCUGUUUACCCUAGCAAUGCUAUUCCCACAUGAGAAUGCUCUUCUUUAUCACAAUAUGUGGGUCAGGAUGAAGGCCAAGGGUAUGUAAAUGCACAAAUAACAGAUUAGUUUUGCAGGAUUUAUUCUUCAGAAUGGCUCUCCAGAUAUAAAUCACGCUAGUGUAGUGAAGAAUCGCUGCUGUCCGUACAGUAUGGCUGCGUUCAGACGCGUGUGUUGCUGUUAACCCAGUUACACAGAGAGAAAUACAGCUCCCAUGAUUCCGCUGGGUUAUUUUCACACUUACCUCCCAUGACUCUGUGCUGUGUGUGUGUGUCUGCGUCAGCGUUUCGUGCCACAGCAGCAGACAGUGAUCAAGCGGCACACACUUUCUGCAAGCGAGUCACAUUCCAAGUUUGUUUGCCAGCGUGGCAAUUUUAGUAAGAUAUUCCUCUCCCCGACAAAAAUCUUUCCAAAGACUUUCUGGUUUUCUGGAAGUCACCUUCCGCCGCUGUUGUGCAGGAGCGGCACAUUUUAUUCUGCUCUUGCUUUGCAAAUCAUAACUUGAUGUUCUAGAAAUUAACAUAGAUUUUUUCUUGUUUUUUUUUAACAGCGAUGUUCUGGCAUAUUUAGAGCAAGAAUCGUCUGAUGCGAAUUAAAUCUGUGACGGUGGCUCAGUGGUUAGGAUUGUGGCCUCACAGCAAGAAGGUCACUGGUUCGAGUCUCGGGUGGGUCAGUUGGUGUUUCUGUGUGGAGUUUGCAUGUUCUCCCCGUGUUGGCGUGGGUUUCCUCCGGGUGCUCCAGUUUCCCCCAUAGUCCAAACACAUGCGCUAAAUUGAUUAACCAAAUUGGCCGUAGUGUAUGAGUGUGUGUGUGAAUGAGUGUGUAUGGGUGUUUCCCAGUAAUGGGUUGCAGCUGGAUGGGCAUCCGCUGUGUAAAACAUAUGCUGAAAUGGUUGGUGGUUCAUUCCGCUGUGGCGACCCCUGAUUAAUAAAGGGACUAAGCUGAAGGGAAACGAAUGAGUGUGUAUUUGAGUGUGUUUCAGUGUUUAGACACAUGCAGAAAGCACAGGCUGACAUUAGCUGUUGGCUAGUUCACGUGUCGCAGCGCAUCUGAUCAGGAAUGAACUCAGACUGGAGCAUCUUCAGUGACAGCAGCAGCAGAUACUGAGGAAAUCCUGCUGAUUGCGGCUCACAUCAACACACACACACACACACACACACACACACACACACACACACACACACACGCACACACACACACACUCAUCUGAUGGCUACACACUCAUUUAUAUAAUUACAUAACUCUCAUUCUGGAUGCCUGUUUAGUGGUUUGAGUGGUUGUCGGGUUGUGUUUAUGUGGUUACUAGGGCUGAACGAUUUUUGGCCAUUUUUAAAUACGCGCAUGCACACACACACACACACACACACACACACACACGCACACACACACACACAGACGUGCACACGUUUCUAUGAGUUUUCUAUGUGGUUGCUAAAGUGUUCUGAGUCAUUGCUAAGGGGUUUCUGGAUGGUUGCUAGUUUGUCAAUAUGUGGUUGCUAAGGUAUUUUGGGUGGUUGCUAGGGUGUUUCUAUGGGUUUGGUGUGAUGUUGCUUAAGUGUUCUGAUUUAUGUUUCUUGUUAAAGUGUUUUUCUAUGGUGUUGCUAAGGAGAUUUUUGUGUUGUUUAGUUGCUAUGGUAAUUCUAUGGGAUUGCUAAUGUGUUUUGGGUGGUUGCUAGGGUGUGAAUACAAGUUUAGUAUGAUAUUUCCAUAUUGAAGCUAAGAUGUUCCGAGUUGUUGCUAGGGUGUUUCUAUGUGUUGCUAAAGUGUUCUGGGUGGUUGCUAGUUUGUCUAUAUGUGGUUGCUAAGGUAUUUUGGUGGUUUUUACUGCUAGUGUGUUUCUAUGAGUUUGGUGUGAUAUAUCUGUGUGGUUGCUAAGUGUUUUUAUGGGGUUGCUUAUGUGUUUUGAAUGGUUGCUAAGGUGUUUCCAUGGGAUUGCUAAAGUGUACUGAAAGUUUGCUUGGUUGUUUCUCUGUGUUUGCUAAAGUGUUCUAAGUUGUUGCUAAGGUGUUUCUGUGUGGUUGCUAAGUUGUUUUGAAUGGUUGCUAGGGUGUUUCUACGUGGUUGCUAAAGUGUUCUGAGUUGUUGCUAGGGUGUUGCUAUGACAUUGCUGCAGUGUUCUUGGAUGUGGUUUUUAGGUUGUUUAAAUGUGGAUGCUGGGGUGUUUCUAUGGGUUUGAUACAAUAUUUAUAUGUGGUUGCUAAAGUGGUCUUAGUUGUUGCUAGGGUGUUUCUAUCUGGUUUGCUCUAGUGUUCUUAAUGGUUGCUUGGCUGUUUCUAUGUGGUUGCUAGGUCGAUUUGAUGUGGUUGCUAAGGUGUUUUAAGUUGUUGUAAAUAAUGCUUCUGUAUGGUUGCUAGGGUGUUCUGGGUCAGAUCACAUUGCUUUGGCUCACAUCACAACACAUUUAGCAGCUUUGUUCUUUCUCUGUGAUUUUAUUAGUGUGUCGUUGCUGUUGUAUUUCAGUCAGCUCAUGAGCUUCCAGAUAUUUCUUUCUGUCCUCGUUUGACUGCACAGAGAGAAGCUGUGUGUGUGUGUGUGUGUGUGUGUGUGUGUGUGUGUGUGUGUGUGUGUGUGUGUGUGUGUGUGUGUGUGUGUGUGUGUGUGUGUGUGUGUGUGUGUGUGUGUGUGUGUGUGUGUGUGUGUGUGUUCAGGUUUUCUGAGGACGCUGGACUCUCCUCUGAUCUCCAGGAAGACAUGAGAUCUGCUGACGUCCUGAUAAUGUUCUGUGAGAUGUUUACAUGUUUUCCUGGCAGGAGGAACCAGAUGUACAUUACUGAAGUAUCGAUAAGCAUCACACACACAGUAAUGCACUGCAUGUGCAUUUCCUGUUAAUCGCAGUGCGGGCUCAUGGGAAAUCCAGCAUCAGACGAUGAUGAAGGCCAGACGAGACUCUUCUCCUCUUCUGACCCUCAGACUGACUGAUGGACGUCUUUACUUUAGUCCAGCGCUUGCUUUUACAUGCUGAGCUUCAGUCAGAGAUCAGAGCUCCUGAAAUCAGCACUACAUUACUGUACAUUACAUUACAGUACAUUACAGUGUAUUCCAGCAGUGCAUCCCGCAUCAUCAGCAGAUCCUCCAUCAACACUCACUGAUGGACAAGUGCACAGACACACUCCUGCAACAUUCCCUUUACUUCUCUCUGAAGAGCAGACAGCUGUAUCUGACAGUGUUGAAUGACGACCACGAAGUCAAAGAUGUUCCAGCUGACGGUGAAGAAGUAGCAGCGCAGCGCAAUGAUCUUCAGGAUACACUCACUGGUGAAGAUGACGAUGAACACCAGAUUAAUGCAGUCCAGGAUGUGUUUGAUGGAGGGCGACUGUUCG
Danio aesculapii is the source of this 8900-nucleotide messenger RNA. Its product is annotated as putative surface protein SACOL0050. The transcript is spliced from 8 exons. The record is from RefSeq and is a predicted model, not a curated record. The coding region runs from base 1 to 1107 and encodes 368 amino acids. NCBI's taxonomy places the organism in Eukaryota, Metazoa, Chordata, Actinopteri, Cypriniformes, Danionidae.